This is a messenger RNA of Acanthosepion pharaonis, 684 nucleotides long. NCBI's taxonomy places the organism in Eukaryota, Metazoa, Mollusca, Cephalopoda, Sepiida, Sepiidae. The record is from the annotation of a GenBank genome assembly.
AUGCGUGGAAUUGGUCGGGCAAGUCACGCGUUCAAAAGGAAAGGAGUGAUAUACCUUCCUGACUCGCAUCUCGGUAUAAGACAAUCAAGAGCCAAAUUAUUAGACGUACGUAUGGCUUCAGAAAUAGCUUCUGAGACCUCAACUUUUGGCUUGAAUUCAAAAGAAAAGUCAAGUGAAAAGACAUCCAUGGCUUUGGAGAAAAAACCUAGUUCAGGACAGCCUAAAAUGGGUAAAAAGAGCAAAAAAGAUUUUGAGGAAACCCCUGAAGAAGAGGAAUUAGGUGAAGAAGAAUACACUGUUGAAAAGGUGGUUGAUUCUCGGAUGAGAGGUGGACGGCGAGAAUAUCUACUGAAAUGGAAAGGAUAUCCAGAUUCUGAAAAUACUUGGGAACCAGAAGCCAAUUUAGACUGUCCAGAUUUAAUAUCAGAAUCAACAGAGGAAGAUAACAAACCUCGGGGUUUUGACAGAGGUCUGCAGCCAGAAAGGAUUAUUGGUGCUACAGACAGCAGUGGAGAGUUGAUGUUUUUAAUGAAAUGGAAAGAUAGUGAUGAAGCUGAUUUGGUGCCAGCAAGACAGGCCAAUGUAAAGUGCCCACAAAUUGUAAUUGCAUUUUAUGAGGAGAGGCUCACCUGGCACACACAUAAUGAUAAUGAAGACGAAGAAAAAGAUGAGAGCAAGUCAUGA